UACAAAUCCAAACUAAAUCGAGGAAAAAUAGACAACAAAAAGAGUAAUAUAUUAGGAGAGUUCUUAUAUUCUCAUUAUUGUUGUUCGUAUUUUCAGGGUCGUUGGAUUGAAAUUCAUCCAUAAUAUUUUCAAAUGAAAUAAAUUUUUAAUUUACCCCGUAAUUGUUUAUUCUAUUAAUAGAGUUUGGGCAAGAGCUAUUAAUAGAGUAUGAGCUCUAUUUAACAAGCUGUGGGGAAGUGAGUAACACCCACCUUGCCGUCUUCUACUCUACAUCAAACUGUGUCUGCUCUGCUCUGAAUCUGUGUGGGAUUUCUUGGUGAACACCUAUCCCCAUUGCCGGAAAAGUCGGGAUGGGAGAUAAGCUUGAUGCGCAAAAGGGUCAGAAACCGGGCAGCAGCACUGCCGGGGUGCCCAAAAUCGAGCCAUUCGUGCCAAGAAAAGGCUACGAUCCAAGAGAGUUGAAAUCAUGGGCCAAGAAAACCGGAUUCGUGUCCCAUAUUUCCGGGGAGACCGACCCGGCAAGUCUGAGCGGGAGGGAUUUGGGCUCCAGUAUUAAUGCACGGGUCGGACUCGAGAGGGGGUUUGACAAGCUUGAUUUUGCGUCUCCAAAGAUCGAGCUUGACCCCAUUUUGGGGAGGACUAAGAGGAGUAGAGGGGUUGAGAUUCUUCCUGCCGGUAGGGUAAACGUUAACGAGCAAAGAAAUGAGACUCUGGGGGGUGAGAGUGAAGGGAAUAGGGUUGAGCUAGUGGAGGAAUCGAGGGUUGAAGAUGAAGAGAGCAAAGAUGGUCUGAAUGGGAUGACCCCAAUUCGUAACUCCAGUGAAGUGCAGCCUACAGCUUCAAGUUUGGGUCCGAAGAAAGAUGAUAAGAAUGUGGAUCAUGAAAUGGGGAUUAGAGUGUUCCCUGACUGGGAGGAUCAUACGGCUUAUGACAUACCGCAACAGUCUCCGAGAAUUAAGUGUGGACUAAGAGACAAUCCGGGUUACGCACCACUUAUCUACUAUGGUUUGCAGCACUUCUUGUCAUUGGUCGGAUCACUUAUUUUCAUCCCUUUGAUCAUUGUGCCUGCAAUGGGUGGAACUGACAAAGACACUGCUACUGUGAUUUCCACAACGUUGUUAGUUUCUGGCCUUGCUACAGUAUUGCACUCGUAUUUAGGUACUCGCCUGCCAUUGGUUCAAGGAAGUUCAUUUGUGUAUCUGGCACCUGCAUUGGUGAUCAUGAAUUCUGAGGAGUACCGAAACCUUUCUGAAAAUAAAUUUAGGCACAUAAUGAGGGAGUUACAAGGAGCUAUUAUAGUGGGUUCAGUAUUCCAGAGCAUCUUAGGCUUCACUGGUUUGAUGUCUCUUUUUGUAAGGUUGAUAAAUCCCAUCGUGGUUGCUCCUACAAUUGCAGCAGUGGGCUUAGCUUUUUUCAGCUAUGGCUUUCCACAAGCUGGUAGCUGUAUAGAAAUAAGCUCUCCCCUGAUACUACUUGUUCUUGCCUUUACGCUGUACCUUCGAGGAAUAUCUAUUUUUGGGCAUAGAGUGUUUCGGAUCUAUGCGGUUCCAUUAAGUGUUGUGAUUACAUGGGCAUUUGCGUUCUUCUUGACAGCUGGGGGAGCAUAUAAUUAUAAGGACUGCAGCUCUGACAUACCAAGUUCGAAUAUCCUUAUCGAUGCAUGUAGAAAGCAUGUUGGUACUUAUCAUUCUGCAUCCAUGAGAAUCAACCUGAAACCUCCAACUCCCGGCAUUGUGAGCAGAGGAAUUGGUUUAGAAGGGUUUUGCAGUGUACUGGCUGGGCUUUGGGGAACAGGCACUGGAGCAACAACAUUGAUAGAGAAUGUGCACACAAUUGAUGCCACCAUGGUAGCAAAUCGGAGGGCCUUAGAACUUGGUUCAAUUUUCUUGAUUGCUUUCUCCUUUCUAGGUAAAGCGUGUGCCAUCCUUGCUUCUAUACCACAAGCAUUGGCUGCUGCUGUGUUGUGCUUCAUAUGGGCACUAGUUUUGGCUUUGGGUUUAUCAACUUUACAAUAUACCCAAACAACAAGUUCCCGAAACGUUAUGAUUGUUGGAGUUUCAUUGCUCCUUGGUUUCUCCAUCCCAGCUUAUGUUCAGCAGUAUCAGCCUGUCUCCAGCUUAAUUUUGCCCCCUUAUCUUCUUCCCUAUGCUGCUGCUUCAAGUGGACCAAUCCAUUCUGGGAGUACACAAAUUGAUUUCGCGCUAAAUGCACUGAUGUCCUUGAACAUGGUGGUUACACUGUUGGUUGCUUUCAUCCUAGACAACACUGUCCCCGGAACCAGACAACAGCGAGGUGUGUACAUAUGGUCAACUACAGAAGACAUAACCUCAGACCCAUCUUCCUUUUCAGACUAUUCGCUCCCAAGUGAAGUUGCUAGGUGUUUUCGUUGGGCGAAAUGUGUGGGUUUAUGAGUUUUCAUGUGCUGUCAAAACUUUAUAGGAUAGAUAAUAGUUCUUCCAUUGUAAUCAUCAAGAAAAUGUAUUAUAUUGUAUUUUUACAAGCAUCUGUAAUAGAGAAAUGCACAAAAUGACCCAUUGCUUCCAUAUUC
Molecule: messenger RNA, 2548 nt
Organism: Cuscuta campestris
Lineage: Eukaryota; Viridiplantae; Streptophyta; Magnoliopsida; Solanales; Convolvulaceae
Source: the annotation of a GenBank genome assembly